AUAUGGAUGAGGAGGGGGAAGAAGAAGAGGAGGAGGAGGAGGAGGAGGAGAGCGCAGCCUCUGAGGAAGAGGAAGAGGAACUAUCGAGACCGCCACCACCUAGGGUCCGGGAGGAAGAAGAUGAGGAAGAAGAAAUGCCUGCGCGCCCAAGGUUUGGUGGCAUAGGCUCAGGACGCUCGGCUCCAUCUUCGAAUCCGUUUGCAGCGUCAUCGUCAAGCAUGAACAUGUUCACCAAAGCUAGUAUAGGUGCUGAUUCUGAAACAGCCAACGCGUCGUCUACUAGUGAGGACGCUAUACCUACACCUAGAGGUGGCAUUGGCUCAAAGGGAGGAAUCGGUUCUGGCUUCUCAAAGGGUGGCAUUGGGUCUAAAUCUAAUGGUAACUCUGAACCUCCUGCUGCUUCCCUCCACCUCGGUUCUGUGACUCCAGAACCAGGACCUUCUGCCUCUUUCGAGUCAUUCCCAUCCGCUUUCGGUGGCCAAGGUCACACACAACGGUCCUUUGUUCGUGCUGCGCCAGCGCCCACCCACAAACCACUCCCUGUUCAUGAACAAGCGCACUUCUCAAAGAUCGGGGGCUCAGUCGGUGCACGUAUGUUGGCCAACAUGGGAUGGCAGUCUGGCACCGGUCUUGGCGCGGAAGGACAAGGCAUCGUCAUUCCCAUUGAGAGCAAGCUGCGCCCCAAGAACAUGGGAAUCGCCUUUAAGGGAUUCACCGAGAGGACAGAACAGUCAAAACUAGAGGCGCGCCGCAGGGGCGAGGCCGUUAGUGAAGACGAGGAAGAGAAGGUACCCAGGCGAGGGAAGGCGAAGAAGGGGAAGGAUACAAAGGAGGCUGCAUGGAAGAAACCGAAGAAGGUGAAGACUAGAAUCCAACAUAAGACUUACGAGGAAAUUGUCGCGGAGGCUGGGCAGGAGCAGCCUGCCGCUGGCCUUGGCCAGAUCAUCGAUGCUACCGGCCGUACGCCUCGGGAAGUUUCCUCCCUGGCUGAUGUGUCAUUAUCGUCUUGGACAACAAGUGAUUCGACACGAAUAGCCGAAGUCCGACACAAUAUCCGCCUUAUAGCUGACGCCUGCAAAACCGACCUUGAUGGUCUGGCACGAGAGGCCAAGUCUUUGGACGACCGGAGGAGAUUUGUAGUUCAAGAGGACGCUCGUUUGCGCAAGAAGGUCUCGGAUGAAGCGGACCUCAUCUCUCGACUGCAGCGGGUCACAUUGGUCGUCGACGAUAUAGGAACACAAGCGAAGGCAUCAUCUGCUAGCUACGAAGCAGUUGAAGCACUGGAUUUAUUCUCCCCCUUGUUCUCAAGGCUUCUUAUGGAGUUUCCUUCUGAAUUCGAGCGUUAUCGCUUGGAUGAGAUAGUGGUUGCCGCCAUCACGCCACUAGUCAGGCGUGCUGUUGUUUCAUGGGAUCCUUUGAUUAACCCGUCUUUGCUUGCAUCGACAUUCAGGACUUGGAAAGCUGCACUGAAGGUUAAUGCCCCUCCGGAACCGCAAAAUCAGGUGGACAUAUACGGCACUCGUACAGUGGCACCGCCACAGAUCGAAAAACCUAUGACUCCCUUCGAGAGUCUCCUGUGGAAUGUUUGGCUCCCCCGGGUCCGUACCACAGUGAACAACGACUGGGACCCAUAUGAUGCUACCCCUGCCGUCAAGCUGUACGAGACUUGGUCCAGCUUUCUUCCUCCCUUUGUUCGAGACAACAUACUAGACCAACUCAUCCUACCCAAGGUCAGCAAGGCCGUAGCAGACUGGUCGCCAAAACGAAUGGGCUCGUUGCAAAGUCUUGUGUUCCCGUGGCUACCUCAUCUUGGCUUGCGCAUGGAAGAUGUCAUGAACGAGGCUAAACGGAAGCUACGUAGUGUCCUGCGGUCAUGGACGGUCGCGGACGACAUACCAUCGGACCUUAAGACGUGGAAGUCUGUCUUCGACAUUUCUGAGUGGGAUGCGACACUACUCAAGUAUAUCGUGCCCAAGCUUAGUGCGCACUUGCGCUCGGAUUUCCGGAUCAACCCACGGCAGCAAGACAUGACACCCAUCCAGCGGAUCCUGGGAUGGUCCUCGCUGCUCCGUGGUUCCAUCCUAACGCAAAUAUUUGAAAGCACAUUCUUCCCACAGUGGCUGGAUGUUCUGCACGUCUGGCUAACCGCGCCCCGGGCCAGCUUUGAAGAGGUCGCGCAAUGGUACGCGUUCUGGAAGUGCGCGUUCCCAGAAGACGUUCAGCGCCUCCCGGGAAUCGAACGAGGUUUCACGCGUGGACUACAGCUCAUGAACCAGGCCAUUGAGCUUGGUCCCGACGCACCAACGAAACUACCCAAGCCCGAUUUCCGCACCGAAACUGCCCUCGCCUCUGCGCGGUCCUCUCGUGCCGGCACACCGCAGCGAGAAGCUAAGAAACCACCACCCGCACGCGUCACGGAGGUCACGUUCAGGGACAUCGUAGAGGAGUUCGCAGCGCAGCAUAAUUUGCUGUUUGUGCCGACCGGGCGUGCGCACGAGAAAUCGCGAAUGCCUUUGUUCCGCGUGAGCACGACGGUAGACGGGAAGGGCGGGCUGCUUGUGUAUGUGUUGGAUGACGCAGUGUGGGCUGCGGAUCCUGAGACAGGAGACUAUCGAGCUAUUACUCUGGAGGAUAUGGUUGUGAGAGCGAAUCGGUAGAGUCUCCCUUCUCCAGGACGCUUAUAGAGCAACAUUGUAACGGUUCAGCCCGAUGUGUAUGUCGUGUAUCUCUUACAAUAAUAAUUCCC
Molecule: messenger RNA, 2746 nt
Organism: Coniophora puteana RWD-64-598 SS2
Lineage: Eukaryota; Fungi; Basidiomycota; Agaricomycetes; Boletales; Coniophoraceae
Product: TFP11-domain-containing protein
Exons: 3
Biological process (GO): spliceosomal complex disassembly
Cellular component (GO): U2-type post-mRNA release spliceosomal complex
Molecular function (GO): nucleic acid binding
Source: RefSeq, a predicted model, not a curated record